AUAACUAUUAUCUUUAAAUCCUACCAAGACUGUACAGAUCAGAAAGUAUACCAAGCAGUGACUGAUGAUUUGCCUGCAGCUUUUGUUGAUGGCACAACAAGUGGAGGUGAUGGGAACACCAAGAGCUUGCGAAUUGUGGAGAAACUCAGUGGCAAAUAUGUCGAAAUGCACGCCAAGUAUAUUGGGACCACAGUGUAUAUACGCCAGCUUGGGCACUACUUAACAUUGGCCAUUCGCAUGCCUCAAGAGUUGGUGAUGGCCUACGAGGAGAGCCAGGAUCUGCAGCUGUGUGUGAACGGUUGCCCUUCAACUGAACGUAUUGAUGAUAGUAGCCAUUUACCAUUGUCUGUGAUGGGGCAGUUGCUCCCUCAGGGUGGUGCUGCUCAUCCGAGGUCAGUGUACACACUGGAAACUGCCAUCACCAAAUGCCAUGAGAAGAUGCUGGUGAAGGACAUCUAUUUUUACUCAUGUGUAUUUGACCUACUCACCACUGGUGAUGCUAACUUCACGGCUGCGGCUCACAGUGCCUUGCAGGAUGUGCAGGCUCUGCACCCCAGAAAAGAACACUGGCAUAUCUUUCCCAGCAGUGGACAUGGUGGCGUGGGCAAGGGUAGCAAAUUCUUUGUCCAUCUUGGACUUGUGUGCUUGAUCCUUCUUGCUUUUUUGUAGGGUUU
Antrostomus carolinensis (chuck-will's-widow) is the source of this 674-nucleotide messenger RNA. RefSeq names its product repulsive guidance molecule BMP co-receptor b (gene RGMB). Gene Ontology annotation, cellular component: plasma membrane. Gene Ontology annotation, molecular function: coreceptor activity. The annotation marks the transcript as partial. NCBI's taxonomy places the organism in Eukaryota, Metazoa, Chordata, Aves, Caprimulgiformes, Caprimulgidae. Gene Ontology annotation, biological process: BMP signaling pathway. The record is from RefSeq and is a predicted model, not a curated record. The transcript has a single exon.